Aspergillus pseudotamarii is the source of this 1182-nucleotide messenger RNA. Its product is annotated as chondroitin AC/alginate lyase. The coding region runs from base 1 to 1182 and encodes 393 amino acids. The record is from RefSeq and is a predicted model, not a curated record. Lineage: Eukaryota; Fungi; Ascomycota; Eurotiomycetes; Eurotiales; Aspergillaceae. Gene Ontology annotation, molecular function: lyase activity. The transcript has 2 exons. Gene Ontology annotation, cellular component: periplasmic space.
AUGAGAUCUUGGAAAGCUCUUCCGUUCGUUGUCGCGGCUAUAGUCCAGCCGGGAUCUGGACAAGACAUAUCAACGACUGCCUCAGCGCCGUCAAAAUGGGUCCAUCCCGGAGCAAUGAUCAGCCAAUCCCAAUUGGACUUCGUCAAAUCUAAAGUAAGCAAACGCGAGCAACCCUGGGCGGAUGCCUACGACGCACUUGUGGAGGAUGAAUAUGUCAGCAAUCCCCAGGCCCCAUCGCCGCAUGUCAUCGUCGAGUGUGGUCCUUACUCGGACCCAGAUGUUGGAUGCAAAGCAGAGCGCGAUGAUUCCCUAGCCGCGUAUGCCAAUGCUCUGGCGUGGGCGAUCAAUGGCACUGAGGCGUAUGCCCAACAGGCGAUCCGCAUUAUGGACGCAUAUUCAUCCACGAUUGAAGGCCAUAAUAACUCCAAUGCACCCUUACAAUCAGGUUGGGUUGGCUCGGUAUGGGCACGCACGGGUGAGAUUAUUCGCUAUACGGACGCCGGGUGGUCGGACGAUGGCAUCAAGCAGUUCGAAGACAUGCUACGUAAUGUGUAUAUGCCGCUCACCGUUAAUGGAACGACGGAGACUGCGAAUUGGGAACUGGUUAUGACAGAAGCGGCUAUUAUGAUGGCUGUAUUCCUCGAGGAUGCCGACUCCUAUAACACCGCGAUGAACUGGCACUUGAAACGAGUUCCUGCCACGGUAUAUAUGACAAGUGAUGGAGAGUACCCGGUAGCAGCUCGCGGACAUAGUUCUUCCCCGGAUGCAAUCAUCGAUUGGUGGUUUAAUCAAACCACAUUCCAGGAGAACGGUCAGUCACAGGAGACAUGUCGGGAUCUCGAGCACACUGGCUACUCUUUUGCCUCUAUGGCUCAUGUGGCAGAGACCAGCCGCAUCCAAGGUACCGACCUCUACAAGGAGGACUUAGGAACCCGACUGCGCUAUGCGUUAGAGUUCCAUUCUCAGUUUGAAAAUGGGGUAUCAGCCCCAUCCUGGCUUUGUGGUGGGGAGCUUAAGUUAUCGUUGCGUGCGGUUACAGAAGUUGGGUUCAAUGCGCUGUCGUUCAGAAUGGGAAUCGAUAUGCCGCAGACAAAGAACCUCACUGUCAAACAACGGCCGGCUGAGAACAAUGGUCUUUUUGUGGCGUAUGAAACAUUGACGCAUGCACAAAAUGAUGCUUGA